Messenger RNA from Chironomus riparius, 2836 nucleotides. Lineage: Eukaryota; Metazoa; Arthropoda; Insecta; Diptera; Chironomidae. The record is from the annotation of a GenBank genome assembly.
UUAAAAUUGAGUAAAAUCUUUUUGAAAAAGCGAAAAUUAUGAAAAUCUUUAAUUAAGGCGAUAAUUGUGAUAUUAAGGAUGGCAAAUUUAAGUUCAGGAUAUCCAGCAGAGUAUUUUAAUAGUGACGACGAUGAGUAUUAUGUGAAUGAUAGCCCAGAAAAGCUGAAAAUUGAUCUUCGGAAAAAUACAGAUGAACAAAGUGUAGCAAAAAUUAAAUUAAUUAAGCCUCUCGGUAUUGAGGCUGGAUUGGAGAAACGGGAUUUCGAUAUAUCACUAGAUAAUAACUCUCAGCAGUGGUUCGAUCAGAUCUAUCAAUAUUGGAAACAAUAUAAGAAAUCACCUGUGCUCUCAUCAGUCAUACAGAAGUUCUAUCAGAAUGUCUCCGAUCCAUUUAUAUACGCCCUUAAAUUCUUCGCCAAUGCGAGUGAUCACUCAAAUCCAAAAAGUAAUUCUUUUGCGUAUACAAUUUUGGAUGAAUUGGCGAAAUUCAAGAAAAUGUGCAACCUUGACACAGCGUUGUUGCUUGAUGACAACAAAAAAAUGGUUGCAUUCAAUUUCCUUAAAAAGAGCGGACAAAUAACGGCGUUUAGACUUGUUGUGGAUAUUUUUGAAUUAAUUAAAUCCAAGCAUCUUUUUAUACCUGAAAUCCGUGAUCUGGUAGCUACAAAACAUUUUAAGGAAGCUGGUCAAAUAGCAUUUGACUUGGAAUUGUACAAUGACUUUUCAAUCGAUGAAUUCCUGAUUCCUUUAAUUCUACAAGACAAAUUAGGCAUUUUUGAAGACUAUUUGGACAAGGCAGUCAACUUGCGAGUUCCAAUGAUUCAGCUAUUGGAUUCAUUUUUGCAGCGUGACUCGUCCGUUCGUCAGGUCUGUGAUUAUUACAUCAGAAAGUAUGAGUUACAGGACGUAAAAUAUGAGAAAUUAAAUAAGAAGACAGUAGCAAAGCUACUUAACAGACUGUUGAAAAAAUACCAAUUACCUGAUUCGAUAACGCCAAACAUGAAGAAGCAGAAGGAAUUUGGCUCAUUAUUUUUCAUUUUACGUAAGAAUUUCAUCGAAAAGAGCCUCAAUCAAGCUUCAUUCGAGGAAAUGGUUAAAGACACAAUCGGUUCAGAAAACAAAGAAUUGCAGCAAGAACUAGUUUGUAGCUGUGUUAAUUACGGAUCCUUAGAGGAUGCCAUUAAAUGGACAAAGUACUAUAAUGUUGAUUUAAGUGAGGUACCGAAAGUUAUUCGUGAUAAUAUUAAUAAUGAUAAGUUUACAAAUUUUGAAUCUACAAAUAAAGAAAAUGAUAAUAAUUCGGUAUCAUUGGAUGGAGAAUGUGUUCAUACACUGCCGUUAAACAAGUGCUGUGUUAUAUUAGUUAAUGAAAUUGAGCUAUAUCGUGAAAUGAUUAACGAUCUGCAAACAUCAAAAAUUAUAUCUUUUGAUACCGAAUGGAAGCCAACGAUACUAGCUUGCAGUGACGUAUCGCUCAUACAACUUGCCAAACGUGAUAGAAUCUACUUGGUCGAUGUUAUAACAUUAAUGCAACAUAACAUGUCAAGUAGAGAUUGGAGCUUACUUGGACGAUGUAUUUUCAAUAAUGAGGAAAUAUUGAAAUUAGGCUUUGCUCACUCCACUGACAUUUCUAUGCUGGUUAAAUUCCAGGCAUUUGGCAUUCAACAUAAUCAGUCUUCACAUUCGUAUUUAGACCUUCAAGGUUUAUGGCAAAAAGUCAUAAACUUUCCCGAUUUCCGUUUUCCAUUCCACGACGAUGUCUCAUCGCAGAGCUUAUCAAAUCUGGUGAAAUUAUGUCUAGGCAAGAAACUAGAUAAAAGUAAUCAGUUUAGUAAUUGGCAACAAAGACCAUUAAGAGCCGAACAAAUCACUUAUGCAGCACUCGAUGCAUUCUGUCUCUUUGAAAUUUACGAUAUCAUUGGAAAUGCCAUCGCAAAAAUGGGUAUAAAUUAUGAUGAAUUGAUUAAUAAUAUCUUGAUGGAAAAUAAGCGCGAUAUUGCUUCAUUGACAAAAAAGGAAUCAAGACAAAGAACUCAAAACAAUCAACAACAACAACAUCCAUUGCCUGACAUUAUUUAUAGACAACCGAAAAGUAUUCGUGAAAUUUCCUUUGUAACUGAUUACAUGAUUGGUGGAGUUGGAAAGAUUUUACGUCAAGUGGGAAUCGAUACAAGAAUCCUUAAAGGGGAUUACGUCGAUCAUGACGAAUGCAUCAAGUAUUCACAAAACGAAAAUCGAAUAAUUUUGUCAGCUAGUAAACCGUUAUGCAGCAGAUAUCAAAAGUACACAAAGCCUGGAUUUUCGUAUGUGUUGAACAACUUGAAUGACAUUGCAGCACUGGAAGAAAUAAUAAAGACAUUUAAAAUCAACAUUAAGCACGAACACAUAUUUAGUCGUUGUAUGGUUUGCAAUUGCGAUGAAUUUUUAAUUGCCUCGAAAUUUGACUUGAUAAGAAUAAAGUACAACAGGCAGUCAAUACCAAAUGAUUUGAUGCCAUUUUUAACGGAUAUUGAAGAGUCAUCAAAAAUUAUAUUUCCGGAACACAAAGCAUUCUUUGCAUGGAGACGUUAUAACAUGGAACAAGCUACAAAGUAUGGUACAAAAAUUAAUGCAGAUUCUGUUGCGGACGGAACUUUGCGAGUUUUUCAGACAUUCUAUAUUUGUGAAUCAUGCUCAAAAAUUUAUUAUGAUGGGGGACAUUAUCAGAACACAUGCGGUGGUAAAUUUGAUCAUCUUUUGAACCUCUAUCCUGAUGCAAACAAAGCAUAAUUGGACAUAAUCAAUAAUUAUUUUAAAUUCUCGAGAAAAAAAAUGUAAACAAAAAAAUUAACAGUCG